Molecule: messenger RNA, 4452 nt
Organism: Gambusia affinis (western mosquitofish)
Lineage: Eukaryota; Metazoa; Chordata; Actinopteri; Cyprinodontiformes; Poeciliidae
Gene: ctdspl2b
Product: CTD (carboxy-terminal domain, RNA polymerase II, polypeptide A) small phosphatase like 2b
Exons: 13
Coding region: 272-1702 (476 amino acids)
Molecular function (GO): phosphoprotein phosphatase activity
Source: RefSeq, a predicted model, not a curated record
GCUGCGGAUUGCCUGGUGUUUUUCAGAGGUAAAUCAGGGGGUGUGUCUGUGUCCCAUACGGGUAUCUGGCUCGGAGAGACCGAGCAGAGGCGGGAAAUGGCGCCUGGUAGCACAGCAGUGUGUCAUUUCGAAGACGAUCCUUGAACAGCAAAAAUACAACAGUGGGGGGAAAAGAACAAACAGUGCCUGUGUUGUGAUGUUUAAUCUGCCUUGAGUCGUUAUUGUCACGUACAGCGGGUCACACUACACUUUACAUGUGACUGCUAAAACAAUGAGGCUGAGAAUGCGAAAGGCGUCUCAGCACCAAAACCCCGCUCUGACCAGCCGCACGUCCCGAACCAAGAGGAGACAUUCAGAGGUAGAAGAAGACCCUCAUGCCAGCGGAGGAAGGGGAAUACUGUCCACCAUCAAGAAGUUCAUCCGAGGAAAUGCUGUCAAGUUGCAACAGGAAAGCCCAGCGAAGAAGACGCGCCUCCACUGCGAUGUGGACAACAACCUCAUAACCUCCACUCCCACAAACGUCAACUCCCCCCGGAGGAGUGCAAGCAGAGUAGGCAAGAAAGACACCAUCAAUGGCCAAGCGACCAAUCAUGACAGGAAUAAGGAGAAGCCCAACGGCAGUCUGGAGGAUACGACUGCUGCUGAGAUGACCACCAGCCCUCCCAGGACCACCCUGCUUGGGACGAUCUUCAGCCCAGUUUUUAACUUCUUCUCAGCAGCUAAAACAUCCUCGGGCUCAGACUCCCCUGACCAGGCCCUGGAGGCUGAGGAGAUAGUGAAGCAGCUGGACAUGGAGCAGGUGGUGGAGACGCCCACCAGCACAGCCACGUCCACACAGGACCUGUGCCCCGGUAACAACUUCUACUCCAGCGUGUCGCACCUGCCGCCUCUACGGCCUCCACACAUCCUCGAGGCGACUCCUGCGGCAGAGGAAGAAGAGCUCGACGCCGACGUUGACCUCCCGCCUCUGACGGCUCCGGGUUCUCAUAUGAAUGUGACGUAUGUGGAUGUUCCUCCUGCUACCGUGCCACCAGAGGCGUCCUACGAGGAAGACUGGGAAGUGUUUGAUCCGUAUUUCUUCAUCAAACACGUCCCUCCGCUGACAGAGGAGCAGCUGACCCGUAAACCAGCCUUGCCACUGAAGACGCGCAGCACGCCUGAGUUCUCUCUGGUCCUCGACUUGGAUGAAACGUUAGUUCACUGCAGCUUAAAUGAACUAGAGGAUGCAGCACUUACCUUCCCUGUCCUCUUUCAAGAUGUCAUUUACCAGGUGUAUGUGCGCCUCAGGCCGUUUUUUAGAGAGUUUCUGGAGCGGAUGUCUCAAAUAUAUGAGAUAAUCCUUUUCACAGCUUCUAAAAAGGUGUAUGCAGACAAACUACUCAACAUUUUGGAUCCUAAAAAGCAGCUUGUGAGACACCGGUUAUUUCGUGAGCAUUGUGUCUGUGUCCAGGGAAACUAUAUCAAGGACCUCAACAUCUUAGGCAGAGAUCUGUCAAAGACCAUCAUCAUUGACAAUUCACCGCAAGCCUUUGCUUAUCAGUUGUCCAAUGGGAUACCAAUAGAGAGCUGGUUCAUGGAUAAGAAUGACAACGAGCUGCUAAAGCUGGUCCCGUUUCUGGAGAAGCUGGUUGAGAUGAACGAAGACGUGCGACCACAUGUUCGGGAGAGGUUCCGACUUCACGACCUUUUGCCUCCUGAUUGAAACCAGCUUGUGGUGCGUCACAACGAAGCAGCAGGAUAAGACUGAAAUCAACAUACGUGUAAAAAGCCUCUCUUUGGAAUACAAAAUACAGCAUUGCCAUUACUUUAAAAAAAAAAAAAAAAAACCUAGCUUUUUUUUUGUUUUGUUUUGUUUGUUUUGUUUUGAGGGGGGAAAGACAAUUUUUUUUAUUUUUAUUUUAUUUUUUUUAAACCUAGGUGUAAUUUUCUAAAAAAAAAAAAAACAACAACGAAAAAACAAACAAAAAAAUUCGUAGAGGGAAAUUACACACAUUAUAAACAUACUCAUGUAGACUCCUCUUUUUAUGAGACUCUCCAGCUGUGGAGCCAGAAAUGAGCUCCACUCUAAACUCUGAAGUCUUGGUGCUGGUUUAGUGGAUGUGAACAGGUAAAGAGGAACGCUUCCCUGAGUCCCUGAACGCCACAUCAGCCCUUCCUGGUGCUCACGCUGUUGACACUGACAAAAUGACACUCUGCAGAUCUUUUUUUUUUUUUAUUUCUUUUAUUAUUAUUAUUUUUUUUAUUCUCCCUGGUUGUUCGGCAGGAAUGAUGGGUCGGUGAAUCAAUCCAUGUAUAUUCACACACUCACUGAUCUGAUGAGCGGGCAAAUUUCCAAUCUGUAGCUUUUAAAAACAAAUAUGCAUUCCUCUGUAGCUCUGUCAAGUUUCUAUUGUAGGUUCCUUUUUUUUUUUUUUUUUUUUUUCCGGUAAAUCUUGGUCUUUCAUUAUUUUUCUUUUUGUUAAGAUAGUAUUUACGAGAUGUUUUGCUUAUAUUUGUAAAAUACAUUUUUAGAAGGGGUCCUGUGAGUUUUAGUGGAAGCCUUUUUAAAAAAACAAAACAACAACAAAAAAAAAACCAUCAUGGGUGCGUAUUCAUAACAGUCCACUUAUGACUUGAACUUAGUCUGGGAAGUUAAAGCUUUGCUCUCAAUCGAAGUCAUAAUAAAUUGUUGUGAUCGCCUUGCAGUAGGCAUAUUACUCCAUAAUUAUCGGGACUACUCUUAGCUGUAAAUUGUGAAAAUUAGAGGGCAUUCAUUUUCAGAUUGUCUCAACAUGUUUUAUCAGUAGUAACUUUUACUUUGUCAUCUAACUGUAAUCAGUAUUGUAUUUUCCUCUUAAUCAAGUGUUCUGGCUAUCAGUAGCAUCAUGAUAAAUGUAGCACAUAUUUGCCAGUGUUAACGGCUCCUCAUGGCUGACAUGUUGCUCGAUCUCAGACCAGCAGCAUCCAGUUUAUUUGAAUCCCCCCCAUUAAACAUUUUUUCCAGUAUAAUUAAAAUGUUCAAGAAUGGCAACAUAAGAAUGUUUCAUUUCAGUCUGAGCUUUUUGGCCAAACUAACACGCAAGUGUCGGUGACGACAGAAAACUAAACGGCAGUUGGUCCCCAAAGUCGCAGUCGAUUGCUGAGAAGUUUGCGCUCAUUGUUCGGCUUUUUUUUUUUUUUCUCUUCUCGUUUGUGUUCAGAUGAAAUUAUCGUGCAUUUUGCGUUAAGUGAAAUGUGAGUGUUUUUAGUUGUCUGUACAGUGCCAUGCAAUCUCUGUUCUCCCAAGUUUCUUCUUUGGGCAAUAAUUGUGCAAUUGUCCAAAAACAAAAAGUUAAUAGCAAAGAGAGACAAUCAAACCUUCUCGGUCUGCAGACAUUGAAACACAGAGACGGUGGGUGCUGUGUGCGUUGUUUGACUUUGUCUCCAUGUGUACAAUUUCCCAAUCAAAACCUUAAAAUCUUUCAGCGCAGAAGUUGUUUCCAUCUGCUCAGUUGGUUGCCUGAAUUUGCCUUUUUUGGGGGGGGGGGGACCCAGGGGAAACGGUGAUGUUUAAUCAGAAUGUUUUGAGUUAAUAUGUUCUGACUAUGAAUGUAAACUACACAUGGGGUGAAGGCUUAAAAACAUCUUUCCAAAUAUUCUGCGUUGUGCUUUGGCUUCGUCACUGAAAAAAAAAUAAAUGAAUAAAGAAGAAACUGGCAGCACAUACAUGUUUAAGAACUUAAAAUUAAAAAAAAAAAAAAAUAAGGAAACUAUUAAAAUGGACUUGGAAUGGAGACGUUUCUCAAGUUCACCAAUCCUGACUGCCAUCUUUAUGCAAGCCUCACUUCUUGUGUGUGAUGUUUCCCCAGCUCGCUUGUUUCCUCGGUUUGACAGUGUGCUAUUUUUGUGUUGCUGCCUUUCUGAAGGAUCAGAGGGGAGGCAUUGGAGACUUGUCAUUCAGCUCAUUUUUAUGUGCAUUACCAGUUUAUUGUACACUGAGUGUUGUACAAUACAUGCAGCUUCUUGUAUGAAAAAAAAAAAAUCCUUAAAAUAAGGAAAAUCUUUUGUAUUUUUGAUUCUUUUUUUAAAAAGGCAUGACAUAUCUACUUUAAAUGUAUUAAUGAAGAUUUAACUUUACAUCAGAUGGGGUGUUUUUUUUUUGUUUUUUUUUUUCUUACGGAUAUCUGUUUUAGUUUAGGACUGUCGAAGAACGGUUAAAAUUAGCAUGUAGACAGUACAACUUGCUUAGUGGGGAAAGUCAUGAAACGAGUCGCAAUCGUGACAUUUUUCUGCAAAAGAGUGCUCCUGUUAAUGGUUUUAUUUUUAUUUUUUACCAAUAUCCGUUAAGCCAUUUUACUUGCAACAAUUGCUGUUUGUGCUGACGAUGUAUUUAAUGUUUUCAGACAUCUUUGUUAUCUAUCAGGCUGUAUGCUAUUGUAAAGUGUAUAUACAGUUACAUUGAAUUUCUGAAACAAAGUUUUAAAAUGAAAAAGA